This is a messenger RNA of Gadus macrocephalus (Pacific cod), 1808 nucleotides long. It is a transcript of the gene brf2, whose product is annotated as BRF2 RNA polymerase III transcription initiation factor subunit. Bases 161 to 1615 code for a protein of 484 amino acids. The record is from RefSeq and is a predicted model, not a curated record. Gene Ontology annotation, cellular component: transcription preinitiation complex; nucleus. Gene Ontology annotation, biological process: transcription preinitiation complex assembly; transcription initiation at RNA polymerase II promoter. The transcript has 4 exons. Gene Ontology annotation, molecular function: RNA polymerase II general transcription initiation factor activity; TBP-class protein binding. NCBI's taxonomy places the organism in Eukaryota, Metazoa, Chordata, Actinopteri, Gadiformes, Gadidae.
AAAGACUACAAGAAGAAGAACACCGGCCUAUUCACCGACGUUAAAAGGACGUCAGAGGAGUUAUUUGUUUACCCCUCUGUUUCCAUGUGGCGUUUUCGUCAACACGUUGCACGAACAACUUUGUGGAACUUAGUAGUCAGAAGUUGGUAGUAAGUGAGACAUGCUCCGCGCAGCUCGGUCGUGCCCACAGUGCGGCUCGUCAAGUGUCGUUCAGGAUGAUCUCUACGCGGAGUCCCAACUCGUCUGUCAGGACUGUGGCUCUGUGGUGUCCGAAGGACUUCUCGUCACGGACACGGGCGCGGGAACAGAAGAUGUUCGGUAUAGUCACAGCACAGCUGUGUCAAAGGUACCCUGCAGAAAUCUGAUAAAGGGACUGCAGCGUGUGCGAGCGUUGUGCCGCAUCCUACGGCUCAGCUACGAUGUGGAGGAGCUGGCGGAGGUUUACUUCAGGCAGGCGUACACCCACACCAGCUUCAUCCGCGUCACGCUCGCCAAGAAGGAGGCGCUGGUGGGCUGCUGCGUGCUGGUGAGCUGCCGGCUGCGCAACUGGCCCCUCGCCCUGGGCACCAUCAGCGGCCUGGUGGAGACGGACCCCGCGCUGGUGGGAGGGGUCUUCAAGCAGCUGGAGAAGGUCCUGGACGUGGAGGUCCCCAAGAGCAGCAUCACCUACGUGCUGGAGGCCCACUCCCGGGAGUACAAACUGAGCAGCGCUCACGUCCCGGAGGAGCUGGCCGAGACCUCGGCGGACCUGGCCAAGCGCGCCGUGGCGCUGGUGGAGCUGGCCACGGACAGCUGGAUCGUCACGGGCCGCCACCCGGUCCCCAUCAUGAUGGCGGCCAUCUUCAUCGGCUGGCAGUCGCUGAGGCCCACCAAGACGCGCCUGCGCUACUCCCUGAACAAGUUCUGCCGGCUGUCGCACAUGCCCCUGAACAAGACGGCGGCGCAGCGCGUGGGGGAGAUGAGGGAGGUGCUGUGCCGGCUGGGCCAGGAGAUCCCCUGGCUGAGCGGGGGGGCCCCGGACGACGUGGCUCUGCACGUGGAGGACAUCCUGCAGCACCGCCACGCCCUGCUGAGGGAGGCCCUGCGCACCCACGAGGCGAGCCAGAGGGCCGAGGAGGAGGAGAGCCGGGGGACUGAAGAAGAAGAGGAGGAGGAGAGCCGGGGGACUGAAGGGGAGAGCCCGGGGGCCCAAGAGGACAGACGGGGGACCCAGGAGGAGACCCAGGGGAAUGGAAUCCAGCCCAGCACCGUAGACCCCCCACCGCGAGCCCCCGGCCAUCAGCCCGACGGGACAGAUUCACCGCCAGAGCCGUGCACGCUGAAGGCCGUAAAUGGAGAUCCUGAGGAGGGAGGCGGCGAAACGCAAGGUACCCAGGAGCAACGGCCGGCGGUCCACUGGGGCAAGAGGGCGAUGUUCGCCCCGCCCUGCGCCCGCCACGCCAAGGUCUGUAGGACGGAUGCUUCGCGGUGGGCCGAAGUGAACGGAGACGAGGAGAUUUCCGACAGCGAGAUCGACUCGUACAUACGCAGGCCUCAGGAAGUGAGGGACUACCUGCAGACGCAGCAGCAGCUCCUCGCCGCCACCGAGGACCAAGAAUAUUCUGGAAAGAAGUGAAGGAUGUUCCUGGGAAUGUUCAGUGCACUUUAAUUCGAUUAUUUUUAUGCCUACACUGAUGGAAAUACUGUAUAUUAAUAACUAUUUUUCAGUUUGAACAUUUGCUGGAUUUUGUUUGAAUUGUGCGCAAUUGCCACUAAAGUGAGUUUCUGUUUUUCUACAAUUACCUUAAAAUAAAUAACUUUUUUUCAUU